Cololabis saira (Pacific saury) is the source of this 2952-nucleotide messenger RNA. RefSeq names its product serine/arginine-rich splicing factor 11-like. The coding region runs from base 489 to 1637 and encodes 382 amino acids. The record is from RefSeq and is a predicted model, not a curated record. Gene Ontology annotation, molecular function: RNA binding. Gene Ontology annotation, cellular component: nucleoplasm. The transcript is spliced from 11 exons. NCBI's taxonomy places the organism in Eukaryota, Metazoa, Chordata, Actinopteri, Beloniformes, Belonidae. Gene Ontology annotation, biological process: RNA splicing.
UGACUCUCCCUUGCCUGUGACUUCACGUGUCUGUUUUGUAAAAUUCCAUGAGCCUGAGUCAGUUGGAGUGUCACAACACCUGACGAACACCGUCUUUGUGGACAGAGCCUUGAUUGUGGUCCCUUUCGCUGAAGCGAAGCAGCCGGCGUGAGUCGCUUGUUCAUAAAACAUCUUAUGAAAGUUGAGAGCACAUCCCACGGGACAACUGGCUGUGCUUGCUAACGUUUGGUUCAUGACUUAAAAAACAAGUACAGGUGAUAAAAUCUUGGCAGUGUUGACAACAGUGUGUAUUGUGACUUUAAAUCUCAUAGCUGCUAAUCCUACAAAUAUACUUGCAACAAUCAGUCAGGGAUCAAGAUUUACAGACAAGACAAAAAAAAAAAGUGGAGUUUUAUUUUUUAAUUUUACAACAGAGUAGUUAGACUGAGGUGGCUUGUCUGCAAGUCUUGUCUGUGUGUUGUUGAUGUUUUCUUGGAGCACGUACUGAAAUGUUUCUUUCUUUUUUUCCUCCAGGAGUCAUUCCUGAUGAAUCUAAAGCUAUGUCGCUGCUGGCUCCAGCCAACGCUGUGGCAGGAAUGAUGCCUGGGGGAGGUCUCCUUCCAACACCUAAUCCUCUGGCGUCUAUGGGAGGGACACCAUUUGGAGGUCUUGGAGCUCCUAGCAUGGAUCAAAUGGCUGCCAUGGGUAUUCCAGGGAACCCCAUGAACCCCCAGGCUCUUUCUGCAGACUUCCUGAAGCUCAUGCAGUCCAUGGACCCAAAACUGAAUCCAUUAGCAGCUGGACUAACCUUGAAUGCAGGCCUGAAGGCGGACGCCUCCAACAAGGAAAUCGAAGAGGCUAUGAAGAGAGUCAGAGAGGCCCAGUCUCUCAUUUCUGCAGCCAUUGAGCCUGGAAGUAAAAAAGAUGACAAGCGCAAACAUUCCCGUUCCCGUUCGAGGUCACGGCGCAGACGGUCCAGGUCUCGCUCACGACACAGACGUUCAAAGAGCAGGUCCCGCCGCAGGUCUCAUUCCAGGAGCAGGAGGAGGUCCAAGAGCCCACGGAGGAGGAGGACCCGCUCCCGCGAAAGAAACCGCCUUAGCAGAUCCAGCGGGGACAGGAGAAAGGAGGAAAAGUCCAAGAAAAGGUCCAAGACGCCCCCUAAAAGCUACAGCAGUGCCAGGAGGUCUCGAAGCAUCACCCGGAGACACAGGAAAAGUCGGAGUGCCUCCCGGUCCCCCAAGAGGAGGAUCUCCCGGUCUUCGUCGCCCAGGCGCCACAAGAAGGAGAAGAAGAAGGAGAAGGACCGUGAGAAGGAGCGGGAGCGGGAAAGGAGGGAGGACAGGGACCGCAGCAGGGACGAACGAGAAAGUUCAACCAGCAAGAAAAAGAAAAGCAAAGACAAGGAACGAGAUCGGGAUCGCAAGUCUGAUAGUGAGAAAGGAGAUGUGAAGGUGACUCGAGACUACGAUGAAGAAGAGCAAGGUUAUGACAGUGAAAAGGGGGAGGAAGAGGAUGAUGAAAGAAAGACCGACUCUGAUUCCGUCUCAUCCCCCAAAGGCCCAGAAGAAGUGGAGAGGGAAAAGCCUCACGCCCCUAAAAAGUCCAAACUAAAUGGAGACGAUCACCACCAGGAAGACAUGGAGAUGAGCGACUAACGGCAAACCAAUCUUUUCACUGUCCUUUUUAUAUUUUUUAAUAUGGGCCACAAUUUGUCCGUGCCUGAUCACAGUUGAACUGUUUUUUUUGUCUUAACUGUACAAGUAUUGUGGAGGGAGUCAUUAUUUGAUAUAACACAAAAAAAUGGUUUUCAACCAUCAUUGCUGUAUUUUUAAUUUUUUUUUCCUUAAGCUUUUGUUCCAACCUGAUUUGAUUUGAAAAUAGAAUACUAAACAUUUUAUGUGAAAUAUCUGUAAAUAUACUUGUCAGGAUUCAGCUCUUUUAUUCAGUCUACAGUUUUGCUUUAACUGUGAUGCACUGUAAUGUCAUGUUUGUGCUCUCUCAUCUACAACUCUUUAAAAGAUACACUGUAGAUAGAAAUGUUGUGGCAAUUAAAUAGUCUGCAACAGAUUUUUCCAAAGUUCGCAAAUAAAAUAAGAUUGAACUCUUGACUUGUAACAUCACUUACAGACCAAUAAAGGUACAGUUCCCAGUUUAUCAAAAUACAACUAAUUGAGGUUUUUUUUUUCCCUCCUUGAUGAAUUGCAGGGUUAGCUGCUACCGAGAGCAUGUUUUCAGCCUGGAUCAGACUUCUCCUCUCCAGACAUUGAACACAUUUAAUUUGAAUAUGAAAGAGCAUGCAGUCCAAACUGUUACUUACGUGGGUUUUUAUUUUAGUAUAUUUUGUAUGAAAAUAGUGUUGGACACUUGUACAACAGUUCUUGCUUUACAACUGACAUGUAGAUGGAUCAAUAAUAUCCAAGAAAAAAAACAAAACACUUUCAAUUGGAGCAGCUGAAGUUGGGAAGGAGCGUCACAUAAAUGCAAAUCAUUACAUCAGUGAGGAGGCACGGUUCCACUAGCUGCACUUACCUGUGCUAAGGAAUGUAAUAUCAAUAAUGAAUAUGCAUUUCAUUUUAUGAAAGACUUUUUUUUUUUUUAAGUUUAAAUGGGUCAGGAUGCUGAACAGCUCUGAGCUGCUUGUACAAUAGAAACAUCCUGCAAGUACCAGUGAGAAAACCACUCUUUAAACUGAUUUCUUUCUUUUCCAGAAUGGUUUCUUCCCAGGAUCUUUAUGACUUGCACACAAAUGAAAUGACAUCUGAGGGAGGUUCAUAGUUCAUUAUUGAGGGGAAAUGAAGAUAGAAUUGAGAUUUGUUUUUAAAAAACAAGAUUAUGUACAAAAAGUGCCACCACAUACAAACUUUCAAAUGAACACAAAUGAUGUUACGUUUAAAAAAAGAAUUACAUAAUUCUUCCUCUUGCAGAAAAUGUUUCAAACUUGUCAGUUUAGAAGAUGAAAACAAAAAGACA